GCAGCAGCGGCAGCGGCAGCAGCAGCAGCAUUAGCAGCAAUAGGACAUAGCAGUGACAACUACAGUGACGGCGAUUAUAUCGGUGCGAACAGUAUCGUAACGACGCAAUAAAAUUCUGUUUCUCUCUCACGAUUCGUGUGACAACAGCUCCUUCUCUUGGCCACGAUGAAGGACGCGAGAUCUCCGUUUCCGCGCAUCGUAAGCAUCGUGACUGUGGAGUAAUGUGUUGUUGAUGUGCGCGUGUGUGUGUGUUUGUGUCUAUGUGUGAGACAUCUCGUCCUUGUUCCGUUUUUUUUCACCCUUUGACCGACAUAACUCGCGGAAAAAUAUCACCUUAAGACAGCGACGAGGACGGAGAAGAACCUGCGACGUCUAGCAUCUCUUACUCACCAUGGCGGUGAAUCCGCGUGAUAUGGACGGCUUCAUGCCGCUCCUGUCAACGUCGGACAUUAAAAAGAAGCUAAACGUCGGUAACGCGUUGCUGUCCUACCUCGGCGAUUCGAGCAAGAGCAUCGAGUGCCAGGACAUCGGCAUGUUCAUCGACAAUGUUAUACCGUGGCUUAGCAACGGUAAUCCCAAGGUUGUCCAGAACGGUCUAGAGAUUCUAACGUAUCUCGCGGAUCGGAUGGGUCACGAUUUCAAGCCUUACAUCUCGAGCAUCAUUCAGCCGACGAUAGACAGGCUAGGCGACAGCAAAGAUGCCACAAGAGAGAAGGCGCAGUUGGUACUUCUCAAAAUCAUGGAGAAGGGAUGUAUGUCACCCCAAAAUCUUCUGGAUAGACUUCGUCCAGCGUUCAACCAUAAAAAUGCGAAGUUACGAGAGGAAGCUUUGAUCCUCCUAACGACAACGCUGAACGAACACGGAGCGGACGAGAUGGCUCUGUCCGGAGUGAUACCGAACAUCGUGAAGUUACUGUCCGACCCCUCGGAGAAGGUCCGUGAAACCGCUUUAAACACGCUGGCAGACAUCUACCGGCACGUCGGCGAGAGAUUACGCGUCGAUUUGCAAAGAAAGCACGAUGUGCCGCAAGCCAAGAUGCUUCUUUUAAUAGAAAGGUUCGAUCAGCUAAAGGCCGCCGGUGAUCUUUUACCUUCGGCGAUGUCAUCCGACGUCGGUAAAGAUAGCGACGAGCCUGACAGAGUGACGGUGAAAUCGGCUUCCGUUAAGAAGCUGAAUAUGCCACCGAAAAGAGGACAAUUUGGACCCGCUAAGACAUCCUCUUCCGCGUUAGCUCUUCCUUCUGGUACUCCAUCCUACACGGUCCCAAGGGCAGCGACCGUCAAAAGAGCUCUGUCAGUAAGAACAGCAUCAGGACAAGCCGGAGCUGUCGACGAAGAAUGCUUUAUCACCGCAUUCGAGGACGUCCCUACUGUCACCUUAUUCUCGGCGAAGGAUCUCGAAGAGCAGAUGAAAGUUAUCAAAGACACAGUGGGCGACGACAAGAAGGAUUGGAAACAGAGAGUGGACAGUAUGAGAAAGCUAAGAGCCAUUGUACUCGCAGGUGGCACUAAUUACGAACAUUUUCUCGAGUGCCUAAAGAACAUGCAGCGACCGUUUGAACAAGCCUGCACCGAUCUGAGAUCCCAGGUAGCGAGAGAGGCGUGUAUCACUCUAGCCUUUCUGAGUCAAAGCCUGAAGAACAAAUUCGCCGGUUUUGGCGAGACAGUUUUACUCACGUUAAUGAACCUUAUACAAAAUAGUGCCAAGGUCGUGGCGACAGCCGGUGCAGUAGCAGUUCGAUUUAUUCUUCAAAAUACCCACUGCAACCGAUACGUACCUAUAAUUAUAUCGUGCGUAUGCCACAAGAGCAAAGACAUUCGCAGAGCGUCUUGGGAGUAUCUGGCGUUAAUUUUGCAGACUUGGCCUACGCAGAUAUUGCAGAAGCAUGCGACGAUAUUGUCGGACGCCCUGAAGAAAGGCAUCGCGGAUUCCGAUUCGGAGGCGCGAGCUUUUGCCAGGAAAUCGUUCUGGGCAUUUAAAAAUCAUUGUCCGGAACAGGCUGAAAUAUUACUUAAUACCUUGGACGCGACGUACAAACGGUCUUUGAUGUCACUCAGCAACAGCGGCAGUAGUAACAGCUUGAACGUCGUGGCUAACGCGAGAUCAUCAAGCGUUAGUCCGCGCACAGCUAGACCCGUAAUGAGUGCCGCAGGUAGUACGGAAAAUUUGCAUCAGACCACGAGUCAACCGCACGGUCCGCUCAGACGUACCCCGUCCUUGCCUCGGUCUUAUCGUCAAUCUGGUAUCCCGAUACUACAAAGACCAACAGAUAGUCAUUAUCGAGGUACACCAGGAGUUAGAUCUACCAGUGCGAUCGAUUUGCAAGCUGCUCAAAGAGCAAAAGCCAGAAUAAUGUAUGCAAAUAUAAGCAGACAAAAAGCAGCAGCUCUUCCUCGUCCUAGUAAAUCUCCAGAUCCCACCGCAAUUGCUAGCCCAGAAAGAAUUGCGAGGACAAGGACAAGAGUUUCGGGAGUUUCACAGUCUCAACCCAGCAGUAGAUCAGGUUCUCCGUCGUCAAGAUUAAGUUACGCUACGUACAAUCGCGAAGGCGAGUCGCUAAUAGGUAGACCGAGGCGAUUAUCGGGACAUACCAUUGGCAGCACGAGCAACAGUCGCGAGCCUAGUCCGCAGAGAUUCGGAAUGGACAGAAGUUUCGCUGGUAAACUGAGAGGAAGAACUUUACAUAUGUCGCCGACGGACAGCACUAGACCUCCGGUUAUGGCACAAAAGAUGCUACAGAAGUCACGCGAAGCGGAGUCCGCCUUGGCGGAUGCUUUAACCUUUGAUAGUAUGGAUAAUUAUACCAGAAUACCAGGUGGUAAAGGAGAUCACAGUGAUGACAGCGAGAACAGCAGUAUAUGCUCGGAACGAAGCAUAGACGGUUUCAGACGAGCUAGUGAUUCGUUCUCAUGGAGUGGCUCUCAACCGAGACUAUAUCGUGAUCUAUGGGAUCAAUCAAUCCCAAAGGACAUCAAAGAAAUUAUUGAGAAUUGUGCUCACAAACAUUGGGGAGAUAGAAAAGAAGGUUUAGUAGGCUUGCAGCAUUAUUUGAGCAAUGGAAACACAUUGACAACAACGGAUUUACGUAGAGUAACGGAUAUUUUUACAAAAAUGUUUAUGGAUUCUCAUACCAAAGUGUUCAGUUUGUUUCUGGACACGCUGAACGAAUUGAUCAUCACUCACAAUGAAGGUCUUGGUGACUGGCUUUACGUUUUGUGCGCCAGGCUUCUCAAUAAAUUGGGCACCGAUGUGUUAGGAUCUAUACAGACAAAGAUCCACAAAACACUUGACGUUGUGAGAGACUGUUUCCCGGGCCAACAGCUUCUACCGGCUGUGAUGAGGUAUCUGACAGAUCCAACACAAACACCAAAUUUUCGCGUGAAAGUAGCAGCAUUGACUUUUAUCACGCAGAUCGCUGAGACGGCAGAACCGUCCGCGCUAAGCAGUUCUGCAUCCACAGCGAUUGCACGGCUGCUCGACUGGUCGAAUGACGUUAAAAGCCAAGAUGUGAGGAGGCACGCGCAGAAUGCUGUGAUAUCACUUUACAAUCUCAAUCCACCUCAAGUUACUAUGAUACUUUCCGAGUUACCGAAAUUGUAUCAAGAAACAGCCUGGCCUUUGGUUCAGAAUCACUUGAAGAAGACGUCCGCGUCGAGUAAUCCGGCGUCACCUGGUACUCCGCCACCUAGAAUGCAGAGUUCACCGGCUCGUACGAAAGUAAAGAACGAAAUUAAGACAGAAGCAAAGACCGAGAUCGAUGGUGGAGACGACAAUUUGGAAGAAGUAUACAAUUCUUCUUACAGAUCUCUGCGACGCACUACUGCUGAAAUCCAAAAUUAUGGCUUUGAACGUCUGGAGAGAGCCACUACCAGCAAAGAUAGUGGAAUUAGCAAUAUGGCCGAUGUAGAAGAAAGAAUGGAAGGUCUCACAUUAUCUAAUUCGGGUCGAUCUUCGUCCGUCUCUUCACCAACGCAACGAGGAAGAUCUGGCAGUAACAUUACAGUUAACGGAUCCGAUACGAUCGCUGGUGAUUUGAUUCUACCUCAAGAAAAUAAUGGUUAUAAAACACAUGGAUCGUCACCUGAUUUGGUAAACAGACCAGAAAUCGUGGACAAUAUGGUUAAGACUCUGCAGUCCAAAGUAGCGCAAACUACAGAAAAAGUGUCUGUGUUACAAGAAUUUCAACUUUAUGUACGGGAAGGCGAUGCGUCAUAUAUUAAACGAAACUUCAAAAAAGUGCUCAAAGUUUUAUUAGAUAGUUUAUCCAAUGACGGUAAAGUGAUACAAGUAGAAGUGCUUCAAACGCUCAUUGAUAUGCUUAAAUGCUCUGAACUCGUAGAGAACUUUUCCUCUUACAAUGAGUUGUUGGUUCUGAAAGUUAUCUACGCCUAUAAAUCCGAUGAUCAGAAGGUCGAUUCUUCCAGCGGUAGCGGCGGUAGAUCACCAGUGCACUGGAGCGCGGAAAAAUGCGCAGCAACCAUGGCCAUGGUUUUAAAACCGGAUCAAAUCAUCCAUUUAGUUUCCACUAUAAUCGCUACAGAAUCUUAUCCAUUAAAUAUGGGUGCAAUAAAAAUGUUGCAUAAAGUAGUGGAGCAUUGGGGUCGUGAAGCUAUCGAACCUCAUCUUGCCAAGGUUAUGCCCGGUCUUAUUAAGGCCUAUGAUGAUGCCGAGAGCGCAGUUCGCAAAAGCGCGGUCUUCUGCAUGGUGGCGAUCCACGUCGCGGUUGGCGAAGAGGUGUUGAAACCGCAUCUAAGCUGCUUGUAUUCCAGCAAGUUAAAACUGCUGAAUAUUUAUAUACAGCGCGCGCAGCAACAAACGAACAGUCAGCCUGCGAGUCCGCGCAGCAACAGCAAGAAUUAACCAACAUCUAACACUGUUUUGACUCUCAGGGUCGCGAUGCUUAAAAGAUUUGCCCGUUUUGGCGCGCGACAUGAGCGAAUGCUCAUCAGCUUCCUCAGUAAGUCCAAUCCGUGAUCACGGUCGACAAUGACGGUUUUAACCGUAUGACUCGGAACUUUUCAUAAGAUAGAGACUGAUUUUGUGUGUAUGUGUGUGUUUGCGUUAAUCGCGACAACAUAUGUGCGUGUGUAUGUGUGAAUCGCUGCUCGAGACGAUAGUGAUGUUGUCUGUAAAAGAAAGCCCAAAAAAUGAGAAAAGCAGUUUGUAAUUGGUCUUAGUAUUACAUUUGUCAAAUUUAUAGAAAUUCUUGAUAAAAAGACUACAGAUGAGUGUAGUGGUGUUCAUUAUCAAAAGAGAAUAAGAGAAUAGUUUGUGCGAUUUUUCAAAUUAUGCAACUAACUGUGCAUACAAAGAAAAACUAAGCUUAAAAAAUGAAGUCCGAAGUAGGAAUAUUCCGGUAUAAAUUCUAAGUAUUUUUAUCGACAUUUUAGAUUCUAAAAUUUAUAUAGAGUUACAGAGAAGAACGAGUGCAUUUCUGUUUUUGCAAAUAUUUUAAUGUGUUUAUAAGAAGAGUUUAUAUCGUUAUAUUUCUCUCCGUUAGGUUGUAAUCAAUAUCAAAAUAUUGUAUGUAAUUACCACGAGUACAUAAACAUUUUGAUAAAUACUUAUUAUCGAACUCUUAUAAUUCGUAUUAUUUUUUAAGUUACAUGUUUUUGCAGUUUUGCGGUUAAUUGCAUGACCUUUCACACUUGAAGAAAGUGAUUUUUUUAAGUAUGAAAGGAAGGAAGAAUCAACAAAUAUCAUUUUGUGAUAUGCUUGCAACGUUUAUUCUGUAAAAAACAUUAGGUAAUUUUAUGUGUCAUUUUGCGAACUGAUGACAAUAAUUUGGUUAAUUAUGUGCUAAACGUUUCUUUUUGUAUUGUUUUUCUUUAUUGGUAUAAUACUAUACAUGUACGUAUAUAUACAUAUACAAGACAAUAUUUACGCUUAUAUUUUAUGAUGGAGAGAUUUUCAGCAAGUCCAGUAUUUUUGUUAAUAUGAAUAAAAAACAACUUUUAUUUUGCAAACAGCAGUUGAAAAAACUUUUUGUUUUUAUAUAUGUUUUUUAAUCUAUCCAUCAUCACGAGAACCUCAUAUCUUGUAAAAGUUUAACGACUUUUGAGAGAAUACAAUACAACAUCACUGUCUCCACGAGUCCCAAUCUUUUCUCGUAACGCGCAGCAGCUGAAUAUUAAUCACACGGGCUAUCUGAUGUUAUAUAUUAAAAUAAUAUUGUAUACGUGCUUGUUAUCGAUUUACCAAUGCCGAUCGUAAAUAUCGCGUGUCCGUCGCGAAACGUCGUGAUUACAUUUUACAACAAACGACAUGUGAUAGAGCAAAGUGGAAACGUAAAAAAGUAUAAUUUAUUUGUUUUGAAAUCUAUGUGCUAGUCAGAUUCCCAAGGACGCACAAUAACGUAAAACAAAAAAAAAAAAACAAGACAAACGGAAUAGUCGGAUUGUUUUUUUGACAAAUAAUACACAACUAACUAUACUUACAUUACGGAAAGAAAUAUGUGAGAUAAAAAGCGAUAUUUUGCGUGUACGAAUGCGAGAGAGAACGCUUUGUGUGACUGAGAAAUUAGCGCAUGUUUAAGAAGCAAGCAUACAUAUAAAUAAAAGUAGUAGCUAUUAUAGCAAAUUGAUCUGCUCGAGACUAACGUUAACACUUGAAAUUAUUCAUCACGUUGCCAAUAAUAUAACGAAGGAACGCUAAAUCAAACGCUAACAUAACGAGUUUAGUAACAUUUUGUGCCAUUGUCGUUUCUGUUUACUGUAUAAGGAAAAAAAAUUUAUAUAUAUAUGUAGAGAGAUAAAUCCUUUUUUGUCCUUUUUCUCUUACUAUAAAUAUAUAUACAUAUAUAUGUGUGUAUAUAUAUAUUUAGUUGAGAUACGAUAUAAGGAUAAUAAAAAGGGUAAUUUUUAUUAUAAUAUUCUCAUUAAAAUGAAUCAUUUUUGAGGUAUUACGAGAUAUUGAAAAAAUGUUUUUUGGAAACGUUCGUUGUUCGUACGUAAAUAUUACUUAUUAUACAAAUGUACCGAGUGUAAUAGGUAGAGAAAAAAACAAAUGUGUCGUUCUCAGCGAAUUCUUUUGCAACGCGAAUGUAUGUGUCCAAUAGUACCUCCAUAAUUCAUUUGAGCGUGAUGACGCGAUGAUUCUCAAACAUAAUUACGGCCAAAUAGUGCCAAAGAAAAGAACAAAAUACCGAAGAGAGCACGAAUAUAGGAGCAAUCUGACGCGUAAACAUUGAGAAAAAAAAGAGAAGUGAGUUAAAGCACGACAGACUGUGUAUUUCUUUUACUUUGUGCCUUCGGCGUCGACGUGACGGGAUUUGAUUGACAAUUGUCUUUCAUCAUCACUUAGGAACAAUUUCGCAGAUAGAGAUACAAUUACCAAGAGAUUAAAAAAAAAAAAAAAAAAAAAAAAAA
Pseudomyrmex gracilis is the source of this 7368-nucleotide messenger RNA. It is a transcript of the gene chb, whose product is annotated as CLIP-associating protein 1-A. Gene Ontology annotation, biological process: mitotic spindle assembly. The transcript has 27 exons. The record is from RefSeq and is a predicted model, not a curated record. Gene Ontology annotation, molecular function: microtubule binding. Gene Ontology annotation, cellular component: cytoplasmic microtubule; spindle microtubule; mitotic spindle. Lineage: Eukaryota; Metazoa; Arthropoda; Insecta; Hymenoptera; Formicidae. Bases 392 to 4861 code for a protein of 1489 amino acids.